Messenger RNA from Austrofundulus limnaeus, 1488 nucleotides. Its product is annotated as glycogen phosphorylase, muscle form. Gene Ontology annotation, biological process: glycogen catabolic process. Gene Ontology annotation, molecular function: pyridoxal phosphate binding; glycogen phosphorylase activity. The record is from RefSeq and is a predicted model, not a curated record. Lineage: Eukaryota; Metazoa; Chordata; Actinopteri; Cyprinodontiformes; Rivulidae. Gene Ontology annotation, cellular component: cytoplasm.
UUUUAAGGAUUUUUAUGAAAUGGAGCCRCACAAGUUCCAAAACAAGACCAACGGCAUCACUCCUCGCCGCUGGCUGGUUAUGUGCAACCCGGGUCUGGCAGAGGUCAUCGCAGAGAGAAUCGGUGAGGAGUUCAUCCGUGAUCUGGACCAGCUCAAGCGUCUCCGUGACUUUGUGAACGACGAGGCCUUCAUCCGGGAUGUUGCCAAAGUGAAGCAGGAGAACAAAAUGAAGUUCGCUGUGCACUUGGAGGAGCACUACAAGGUGAAGAUCAACCCCAACUCCAUGUUUGACAUCCAAGUAAAGAGGAUCCAUGAAUACAAGAGGCAACUGCUCAACUGUCUUCACAUCAUCACCUACUACAACCGCAUCAAGAAGGAUCCAAACAGGCAAUGGACUCCUAGAACCAUCAUGAUUGGAGGRAAGGCUGCUCCUGGAUACCACACGGCCAAGAUGAUUAUCCGACUGAUCACAGCCAUCGGCGACGUCAUCAACAACGACCCCGUGGUCGGAGACCGUCUGAAGGUCAUCUUUCUGGAGAACUACAGAGUCACCCUGGCGGAGAAAGCCAUCCCAGCGGCAGACCUGUCAGAGCAGAUCUCCACUGCAGGCACAGAGGCUUCAGGAACAGGCAACAUGAAGUUCAUGCUGAACGGUGCUCUGACCAUCGGGACCAUGGACGGAGCCAACGUGGAGAUGGCCGAGGAGGCCAGCGAGGAGAACCUCUUCAUCUUCGGCAUGAGGGUGGACGACGUCGAAGCUCUUGACAAGAAAGGAUACCAUGCUGAAGACUACUACAACCACCUGCCUGAGCUGAAACAGGCCAUCGACCAGAUUGCUGGUGGAUUCUUUAGCCCGAAGCAACCCGACCUGUUCAAGGAAAUCGUCAACAUGUUGAUGCAUCACGACCGGUUUAAGGUCUUUGCUGACUAUGAAGACUAUAUUAAAUGCCAGGAGAAAGUCAACGCUCUUUACACGAACCCCAAGGAAUGGACCAAGAAGGUGAUCUACAACAUUGCUGGAUCUGGCAAGUUCUCCAGCGAUCGCACCAUAGCCCAGUAUGCCCGGGAGAUCUGGGGGGUGGAGCCCAACUUGGAGAAACUCCCCGCCCCCGAUGACAAACACUAACCCUGUCCUCAUGACAGCUAACACCGCCCAAGUUUUCUCAACAGGGUCAGAUCCCCAUAGAACCUCUGUCGUUUCUGCCAAGAAGCACCCCCCACCCCAACCGCCCACCCCCACACACAAACCUGCAUCCACACCUCUAAACCUUUAACAUCUGGAAAGUUUACAUUUUUCAUACACAUGCACAUUCACAAUCCAACUGGUGCUGAUAAACUGUAAUCAAGAGUUACUUUUUAGCUCUUUUGAUGUGGAUAAAAAAUAGGUUUUGUGGUGGGCUUUGUACUUUUAUUACUGAUCCUUUUUUUAUUCAAAAAUAUUGUAUGUCCACUCAGAUGCUUUCUGAAUAAAAUUUGUCUUAAAUACGA